Molecule: messenger RNA, 3461 nt
Organism: Ctenopharyngodon idella (grass carp)
Lineage: Eukaryota; Metazoa; Chordata; Actinopteri; Cypriniformes; Xenocyprididae
Gene: slc22a16
Product: solute carrier family 22 member 16
Exons: 9
Coding region: 446-2152 (568 amino acids)
Biological process (GO): transmembrane transport
Cellular component (GO): membrane
Source: RefSeq, a predicted model, not a curated record
CCACAGAAAACAGACAUAGGCUACUGACAAAUUUCGCUUGGCCUGUGUUACUAUUAAGUCUAAAUGAUUUAUUAAUAGGCUACCCAUCUCACGUCACAGGGAUAUUUCCAGGGGCACCACGAAGUACCUUGUCAACUAUUUAAACUCUGGAUAACCUGCAUAAGAGUUACGUACGAUGGAAGUAAAAACAACACAGACACACUUGAAGCAAUAUGAUGUAAUUUCAGCUGUUUAGGGCAUUAAUGGCUCUUCUUCAUCUUUCGGGGUGUCGCAUUACCAGAUGUUAGGCGAACUUUUUGGUUUUAAUCGUUGUUUGCCUUGGAGUGGAAAGUUCCCCACCGAAACCGCCCCUCCUACUACUAAGGAUCUAUGAUAGUCAACAUGUACAAAUUGACAAGAGUCAGAAGAGCCCUUCACACUCUUGAGGAUCUUGCACAAGCUGAAAAUGACCACUGGCGUGGAGCUACUAUUCGACGAACUUGGACACUUUAAAAGGUUUCAAGCAUGUCUCUACUUUGCUGCUAUUUUCCAGGCCAUCUCCUGUGGAAUACAUUACCUGGCCUCGGUUUUCUUAGUUGAAACACCUAAAUUUCUUUGUGACGCUCCAAAUAUCACAGACGUUCUAUACAGAAAUCACUCAUCAACCUCUCUGGCAGAUAUCUGGACUCAUUACAAGCCAGGUGAUGGGCCAGUGGUUGUACAGACAGCUGGAGGAGACCAGUGGGAACUUAGUCCUUGUUUAAAAGCGCUGCGGCUUGAUGCCAUCAAUUUUCAAUACAAGUUUUUUGGGAACAAAACUGUAGAGACAUGUGGUGGCUUUGUGUAUGAUCACAGCGAGGUUGAGCAGAGCAUCGUAACAGACUGGGACCUGGUGUGUGAGAAGGAAUGGCUGGCCAAGCUUUCACAGCCAACUUUUAUGCUGGGAGUUUUGAUUGGAGCCUUGGUGUUUGGGGAUGUCGCAGAUAGAAUUGGUAGACGGCCCAUUCUCAUGGCUACCAGCUUGUGCCAGUUUAUUUUUGGGGUUGCUGUGGCAUUCACAGGAAACUACUACCUCUUUGUGAUGAUGCGUUUCCUUCUUGCUAUGGUGUCGAGUGGGUAUCUGGUUGUAGUCUUUGUGUAUGUGACAGAGUUUACAGGAAUUAAGGUGCGCACAUGGACCUCUAUGCAUGUGCACGCUGCCUUUGCUGUGGGCGUCAUGGUAGUGGCUCUGGUGGGGUACCUUGUUCGUGUCUGGUGGAUCUACCAGAUCAUACUCACUCUCAGUACCUCUCCAUUCUUGCUCUACUGCUGGAAGUUUCCAGAAACACCUUUCUACCUAAUGGCUAAAGGGCGGUACAAGGAAGCCCAGGAGCUGCUGGACACUAUGGCCUACUUCAAUGGCCUGCCACCCACCCUUAAGGUGUCAGAGCUAAUGGAUGAAUGUGAUGGAGCACUGUUGAAGGAUAAUAAGCAAUCAGCUGGGAAAGCAAUGGAAGUCGAGAAGAGGCUAAGCAUCCUGGACAUGUUUGGAAGCUUGAAAAUGGCUGGUCGCAGCGUCACCUGCUGGGCAAUCUGGUUCAUCGGAAGCUUGGGAUACUAUGUCUUCAGCCUGGGGUCUGUCAACCUUGGUGGAAAUCAGUAUAUCAACCUCUUCCUGGCUGGUGCUGUUGAGGUUCCGUCAUACUUGAUUGGCUGCUUUGCAAUGGAUCGGGUCGGCAGGAAGAAGACAUGUGCCCCGGCUCUGCUGCUCGGUGGAGUAGCCUGCAUGCUCAUCAUUGUGGUCCCCCAGGAUAUAGAGGUACUGGCUAUAGUCCUGAGUAUGACUGGGAAAUUUGCUAUUGCCAUUGCAUUCGGGUUGAUUUACUUGUACACCUGUGAGCUUUACCCCACAGUUAUCAGGUCUCUGGCUGUAGGCAGUGGUAGUAUGAUGUGUCGGGUGGGAAGUGUAGUGGCUCCUUUCUGCGUUUACCUUGCUGACAUUUGGAUCUAUCUGCCUCAGCUCAUUGUGGGAAUUCUGGCUUUCAUCAUUGGGAUCCUGACCAUGUUUCUUCCGGAGACUCUAGGACAGCCCCUCACCUCGACUUUGGAAGAAGCUGAAGCUCUGGGCUCCAAGCCUAAUACAAAGAAUCCUCCAGCAGAUGCACUAGAGAUGAACCAAACCAUUAAAGUUUAAAUCCGUUUUCACACAGGAUCAUCAAAUGGUUUUUGACGUGGGAUUUAUUUAUUUUUUGCAGGCAUCUGCAGGUAGAUGAGGCUGUGCUGUGCGUGAGCGAGUUUGGAUAAUUACUGAAAAACACUGGUGGUAUAUUUUAUUGUGAAUGUUCUGAUAUUUUGAAAUUGUUCUGAAAAGUAUUAUCUUAAUUUUAACAAAGUAAGAGCUUGCAAGGCAAUACCUCAUUAAUCUAAACCGCUAAGUAUUACAUUUUUGUAUUUCAGCCCAAACCACUUACUGUACGCACAGAUGCUUAAAGUGCUGUCACAUUAGUGAAAUUUGAGCACAUUUCUGUUUUUUUUUCUAUUUGCAUUUCCUAAAUGUUUUGAAUUUAAGAAAUGCAAAUUUAGUUGUGACUCUACAAAUUCAAUUAAUUAUAGCAAUUAUAGCAAUGUGAACAUAGUUAAAUGAUGAACAUUUCUAUGCACGGUGUUAUGGAUCUUAAAGGAUUAAUUCACUUUAAAACAAAAAUUACCCCAUUAUUUACUCACCUCAAGCCAUAGGUGUAUAUGACUUUCUUCUUUCAGACAGUCGGAGUCAUAUUAAUAAACACCCUGACGGUAUCAAGCUUUAUAAUGGCAGUGAGCGGGGAUCACGUGUUUGACACUCAAAUAAGUGCAUCCAUCCGUCAUAAACAUACUCCACACAGCUCUGGGGGGUUAAUAAAGGCCUUCUGAAGUGAAGCUUCCGGCCAAACUGCCAGGCGGAUUCUACUUGCGUCUAAAGUGUAACUUAUAUGGCGUAUAGCCAUGUGGAGUAAGUUUAUGACGGAUGGAUGCUCUUACUUGAGCGUCAAACUCGUGAUCCCCGAUCAGUAUUGUUCAUAGUAAACUGUGACUAUACUUUAUAAUACUUCAGAACUUAUGUUUAUUCUAGGUGCUUUUGUAUUAUUUUGUUGUUUAAUAUUUUCAUUAUUUUUAAUCUUCCUGUCCUGUGUUAUCACUCGCUUUGCUUUACAUGAGGAAUGUAUUAUCUAGAAGAGUUUAUUAGUAGUAUUAAGUAGUAUUUAGUAGUGUUAUGUGCUAAAAAAUGUUUAAGUCUUGACUUGAGGAUUUGAUUAUUUGUAAUACAGCAAUUUUUUUUCUCUUCAUAGACUCCAUAGACUUUAUAAUCAGUGUUUUGCCAUUUUCCUCAAUCUCUUGAAUUUGUGUUUUUGGACCAAAAAGACAGGGAUAGUAGAUUCUUGCUGUAGUCAUGUGCAGUUGUCAUAGCAACAUGUUUGUCUAAAGAAUGUCACAUAUUAAUAAAUACGAUAUAGUGUCUAAAAUAA